CCCCCCCUCUUGAAGAGUCCUUUCUUUUCCAAAACGCGCAUCCACAGCAAUCAAUCCCGGGACUUCAAAAACCAUUCCAGACUUUCCCAUUCAAUCAGACCCAACAAUACCCAACUGUCUUCUUCCUUUCCCAAUUGUUUUCCAUGGCAUUUGCUAGCCACAAAGUCGAUUGAUCUAGCUGAUGUGCGAUCCCAUGCUAAACAACUUCCAAAGGGAUUCAAGCGGCAGCCAUCCCAUAAACUAGCUACGUGAGAGUUAAAAGACCAGUUGACAUGAUCAGGAUUAUAUAUGUUUGAGCAAAUUCUUGCCACGGUACAUUCAGUUCAUAAGAUUAGUUGGACUCCAACAGUGACAGAGUAAAGGCUUCAAUUCAAAGGUUGGUCUACAGAACACCAAAGGAGAUUGGCCAUUUGAUCUUAAUUUGGACCGACUUGUUUGGAUUCCAUUCUCUUUAUAAUUCAUUAUCUUUCAUGUGAAUUUUUUCACAUCAAGAGACAAACAUACAGAUUCUUUGCCUUUGAGUUACUAUACUUCUGGUUCUGUAACAAAAGUCUCUUGUAAGGCGAAGGGAGAUCUAUCCAAAAGUCUCCUCUCCAAGGCAUAAUACUUCUGGGUCUGUAACAGCUGAAGCUAAUGGAAAUCUAUUUCUUUGAGAUGCCUUUGGUGAUUAUUGUGGUAAUUGUGACAUGGAUCAGUUGCUUGGCCGUUAUUAAGAGAAUAUGGACUCCGCUGAAGCGUCGGUUCAGUUGCAUGGUUCAGAAGCAUGAGCCAAUAUGGCCAGAUAAUCAAAUAAUGGUCGAGGUCAAUGACUUUGCAUCUCCUCAGUGGACGCAUGAUGUGUUUUUAAGUUUCAGGGGUCCUGACACUCGCAAGGGUAUCACAGUUGAACUAUACAAUCGACUGCAGAUGAGGGGAAUUAAAACAUUCAUGGAUGAUAGAGAUCUUGAAGUAGGGGAUGCUAUUUCUCGCACUCUCAUAGCAGCCAUUGAAAAAUCAAGGUUUGCAAUCAUUGUUCUCUCACAAGACUACGCUUCUUCUUCUUGGUGUUUGGAGGAACUUACAAAGAUCUGCGAGUGCAUGAAAGACCAGAACAGAAUUUUUCCACUUUUUUUUCAUGUGGAGCCCUCUGAUGUACGUCAUCAGAAGAGGAGUUUGGAUAAAGCUUUCUCUAAACAUGAAACCUCUGGGCGACAUGGAUUGGAGAAGAUGCAGCGGUGGAGGGAUGCUUUAGAAAAGGUGGCCAGUUUCUCAGGCUGGAAUACACAGGAUUAUAAGACUCACAAAGAACUUGUUGACGUCAUUGUGGAAUUUCUCCGCAAUAAAGUGCGACCUGAUGCAAUUGAGUUCAGUGGAGAUUUCGAAGCAUAUGAAGCAACAAGAAAAGCCAUGGAUGAGGUUAUGAAGGCGCUAAAAGAUGACAAGGUCACUGCUGUGGGGGUCUACGGCAUGGGAGGUGUUGGAAAGACAAGCAUGGUGAAACAUGUCGGUGCACAAGGCUGCAAAAAUGGUAACUUUAACCAUAAGAUUAUGGCUGCCAUAUCUCAAAGCCCCAACUUGAGAAAAAUUCAAGGCACAUUGGCAGAUCUGUUGGGCGUUAAAUUGGAGGAGGAGACAGAAAUUGGAAGAGCCGCUACGUUGCAUAAAGAGAUGAUGAGAAGAGAAAAACUCCUUAUAAUCUUGGACGAUGUUUGGGAGAGAAUAGAGUUGUCAAAGAUAGGGAUUCCCAGCUACAAGGAGCUUCAAAUGUGCAAGUCCAAAGUCCUACUCACCACAAGGAUAAGGAAUGUCUGUCAUGUCAUGAGAUGCCUGUCAUGUCUGUCUAUCACCCUCAGUAUCCUAUCAAAAGAGGAUUCUUGGGCCUUGUUUGUGAGAAAUGUAGGAAUGCCUUUUGAAUCCACCAAAUUUACGGGUGUAGCUAAGAAGGUAGCUGGAGAAUGUAGAGGUUUACCGAUUGCAUUGGUAGCAGUUGCAAGGGCACUCGGAGAUAAAGACCUGGCGGAAUGGGAAAAAGCAGCUCAACGACUAGAGAAAUCACAGCUUGCCAACCCUGACCAUGCGGAAGAUGCAUUCAAAUGUAUAAGAUUAAGCUAUGAUUACUUGAAAGAUGAGGACCACAAGUCAUGCUUCUUGCUCUGUUGCCUAUACCCAGAAGACUAUGACAUCCGACUAGAAAACUUAUUCAAGUAUGCAAUCGGCAAAGGAUUGUUUCGAGAUGCUGAAACAAUCGAAGAAGCCAGAGGAACAGCAGAUUCUGUGGUCAAGUACCUGAAAGAUUCUAGCUUGCUUUUGGAUAGUGAAAAAGAUGGAUGUGUAAGGAUGCAUGAUGUCAUCCGGGAUACAGCCAUGAAGAUUGCAAAAUCUGAAGAUGGACAUGGGUUUUUGGUAAAAGCUGGGUCUGGUUUGAAGGAUUGGUCAUGUCCAUUACAUGAAAGCUAUUCUGCAAUUUCGCUGAUGAGGAACGAAAUUCGCAAGCUACCUGAAGAGUUAGUAUGUCCAAAUCUCCAGAUUUUAUUACUAAAACGGAAUGCUGAUUUAAAUGAGAUCCCAGAAAAAUUUAUCCGAAGUCUGAAUGAAUUAAGGGUCUUGGAUCUUAGCAACACUAGUAUUUCUGUACUACCCCAAUCAUUCAGUCUCCUUAUCAACCUCCAAGCUUUGUAUUUAGAUUUUUGCCACAACAUGAUUGACAUUUCCAUAGUUGGAAAACUUAAGAAGCUUGAAAUUCUUAGUAUGAGAGAAUAUCCUCUCCAGGAAUUAUCGAGAGAAAUAGGACACUUGACCAAUCUAAGGAUUUUGGAUGUCAAUUCCGCUUGUUAUGAGGGUGGAGGUAUUGUCACAAUUCCAUCUAAAGUGAUAUCAAAGUUGCAUAGAAUAGAAGAACUGUAUACACUAAACUGUGGAUUUGAGGAUUGGGGGAGUAAAGUUGAGAGAGAAGGAGGAGAAAUCGAAUUGGGUUUCACUGGUUUGUCAAAUUUGAAAAUUUUGCAGGUUUGCAUAUCUGAUGCAAAGUUCAUCCCUACAAGUAUUGAGGUCGAACCAGAGUGGGUUUACUUUCAUAUACUUAUCGGCAAAUACAUAAGGGAUCCAUACAAUCGAUAUCAUCAUAACUCAAUAUCCUUGGUUCUUGACACUACCAUGAGUACCUUACCUGAUUGGUUUAUCAAUGUGGUGACAACGAAAACAGAGACGCUAAAGUAUGAUCGCUGCAAAGGGUUGAGUGACAUUGUCGUGGAAUAUGACCAUGGGAGGUUGCAUGAACUCAAGCAUCUCACUGUAUCUGAUAAUAUACUUGACCCCUAUGAGAACAUGAAAGAGUUGAUGAACACAACGAGACGGGUUCAAAAAGGAGCAGUGUUUGAGAACUUGGAAGAGUUGCAUCUGAAAUGUCUGCUCAAACUUGAAGAGUUGUGUGUUGGUCAGUUACCACCUGGGUCUCUCAUCAAUCUUAAGUUAUUGCAUGUGUUUUUUUGUGAUAACUUGGUGAAUGUAUCAAAAUUGUUACAGAGACUGCCAAAUCUGGAGAAACUAUAUUUAAAUUGUAUGGAUGAAAUGGAAUUUGUGUUUGGAUCUGAAGGGUUUGAACCAGAAGAGUCAAAACUGAGAGAGAUAAAUUUGUUGGAUCUACAUGCACUGAGAAGCAUAUGUAAUGCUUCCCCACGUUUAAUGUUGCAGAGUCUUAAAAGUUUGACCAUAUACCGUUGCAAGUUACUGCGAAGUCUGUUUGCAUCUGAUGUAGCCGAGUGUCUUUUUCAAUUGGAAGACCUUUUUGUGGAGCAGUGCCCUUUGUUGGAAAGAGUAAUUGAAGCAGUAAACAAGAAGAAGAAGGUUCUUCCAAAAUUGAAGAACUUGGUUUUGAAGAAACUUCAUAUGUUGUAUGGUGCAACUACUCCUGUUGAUAUUGAGUGUCCUUCAUUGGAAAACUUGAUUGUGGUGGAUUGCCCCCAGUUUCCAUUUUCAACCUCUUCCUCUCUCUUCUUCGCCUUCAAAAGCAUGUUCCAGUUUUCAAUUUCAACCUCUGCUUCUGACUACUUUUGCAGCAAGAACCCAGUACAACUCAAUGAUCGACAACUGUACAACUUUCUACGUCACAGUUGGGAAGGCCAUUUUGUAGCGAGUUGCCAUUUGUUGAAAGAAUAAUGGAAGCAAGCAAGGAAAUAGUGAACAACAAGAAGUUUGUUCUUCCAAGAUUGAAAAACUUAGUUUUGAUAAAAAAUUUCAAUGUUGCACUGUGAAAGGGCUACUAUUGAUUUGCAUGUCCUUCAUUGGAGCAUUUGUAUGUAAAGGAAUGCCCCCUGAUUGAUUUUCAGAGCAGGAACCAAGUCCAACUCCAUGAUCAAAAACAUCUUCAAUUUCUUUGUCAAGUUGUUUUCAGGGUUGACCAUCUAGCUGAGGCUGCAAAUCCAAUUGAUACACUAGAAGCUUUGCCGGAUCAUGACUUUCAAAACAGCCAAAGGGAUUGUUACAGCCAUUCUUGGAACCUUUGAGAGUGAAGAAAUCAGUUGACAUGCCCGAUCAGGAUGAAAUUGGAUUCUUGCCACUGGUAUGUGUGUAUAAACAAAUUCAACAAUACUGUGAAUAUAUCUCUAUGCUGAAAUUGUAGCAACACCAUUUAAGUGAUUCAUGAUCUAAUUAUACUCUUAUUAUGGUA
Molecule: messenger RNA, 4645 nt
Organism: Rosa rugosa (rugosa rose)
Lineage: Eukaryota; Viridiplantae; Streptophyta; Magnoliopsida; Rosales; Rosaceae
Product: probable disease resistance protein At4g27220
Exons: 8
Coding region: 634-4134 (1166 amino acids)
Biological process (GO): signal transduction
Molecular function (GO): protein binding; ADP binding
Source: RefSeq, a predicted model, not a curated record